UAGUCUGGCAUCAUUUGUCUACAUUACAUAUUGUAGGUGUAAAGGAAGGGAGUGGGGAAGAAGAAAAUGCAGGGGAAAUUUUAGGUUGUUGUGGGGGCUAGUUGUGCAGAGUAAAAGGCAUUCUGAAGCUGCUUAGAGAACCUCUGCAUAUACUUCAGCUGUCGCAUAUUUUCUAGCCCCUCUCCCAGAAUCGGGACAGGAAUUACCUCAGGAUCAACAGGGAAGCACCAUGGAGCGUCGGAGCUCAGGCAAGGUCAAACGUCUGGCCACGCUGCUCACAGGUCUGGUGGAAUGCAUGUGCUUUGCAGGUGUCAUUUUUGGAUGGGCAUCCCUGGUGUAUGUCCUCAAGGAUUUGAACUACUUUGAGAAUCUGUGUGUGUCAGCAGCUGCCAAUCAAACAGGCAAUGUUACAGACUGCAGUGCUCAGGAUGAACAGUUUUCCCUCAUCUUCACCAUUGGCUCCUUCAUGAACAACUUCAUGACCUUCCCAACAGGCUACAUCUUUGACCGCUUUGGCACCAUGGCAGCCCGUCUGCUUGCCAUAUCUGCCUACACCUCUGGUACCCUCCUCAUUGCCUUUUCUUCAGCAGCCACUGCUAUAAUGUUAUUUCCAGCACUAUCGUUUCUCUCUAUUGGUGGGAUCCUCCUUAUCCUCACCAACAUGCAGGUUGGGAAUCUCUUUGGAAAACAUCGCUCAACCAUAAUUACCCUCUACAAUGGGGCCUUUGACUCUUCCUCUGCUGUUUUUCUUGUCAUCAAGCUACUGUAUGAACAAGGCCUCUCACUGAGAACCAUGUUCCUCUUUAUAUCUGCCUGCAGUGCCUGGCACUUGAUCCGUACUUUCUUCCUGAUGCCCCGCAGUCAUAUUCCAUAUCCACUUCCCCCAGGAUACACAUAUGGAGUAAGCUUCCAGAGGAAGUCCCGUUCAUAUCGCACCUACGACGAACAGUGUUACCCCAAAGUCCUGGAUGAGGGUGAAGCACAGGACUUGGAUAAUCCGCUUGCUGACUCAGCAUUCAAAGAAGAAAAUGCCACCAUCAAAGUGAUUGGGGGCAAAGGAGAUACUGAAACUGCACCAAACAUCAAGGAGCCGGCUGUUCUUUCUUUCUGGAGCUGUGUGUUCUCCAAAUUGUUUUUCUGGCAUCUGGUGUGGCUGUCAGUGAUGCAGCUGCGCCACUAUCUCUUCAUUGGCACCCUCAACCCCAUGCUGACACAGUUGGCUGCUGGAGACUCUGCCCUUGUGAGUAGCUACACCAAUGCUUUUGCCUUCACCCAGCUCUGUGGAGUCCUCUGUGCCCCCUGGAAUGGGCUUAUCCUUGACCGUCACAAACGUGGACGUAAAAAGGAGGAAAAAUUUCAAGGGGUACCAGAUUCUCUUGCGGACCUGCGUUCCUGUGUGCUGUCACUGGCCAUCACCGUGCUGCAGUGUGUGGUCUUCUCAAUUUGCGCCUCCAUUCCAGUGCUGCCUGUGCAGUAUGCCACCUUUAUCCUGCAGGUUCUGAGCCGCUCCUUCCUCUAUGGGGGCAAUGCUGCUUUCUUGGCUAUUGCCUUCCCCUUGGAACACUUUGGGAAGCUGUAUGGUCUGGUGAUGGGACUCUCAGCCGUGGUGUCUCUCCUUCAAUACCCCUGCUUCUCACUCAUCAAGGGCCCACUUCAGGGGGAUCCCUUUUAUGUGAAUAUUGGUUUCAUAGUCUUCACACUGCUGGCUUUCGUUAACCCUUUGAUGGUGUGGUGGGAGUGCAAGCGACGAUCGAAGGAACAGCACAGCACCCUCUCUCCAGCCUAGACUGUAGGGAAGUCAGGCCUGGAGUUGUCCAUCUGAGUCCUUCAUUGUGUAGACUUUGGGAACCCUCCUAACAAAAGGGAACCUUCAGAAGAUAUGAAAAGGGAACUGGAGAACAAGCCUCCUCUCUCAGAGCCUUGCUCCCAGCAAAAUCAGGUCAUAGUCCAACACAAUCAGGUGUGCUUAAGCCCAUUGAAACAACUGGACUUAGAUGUGUCUGUUUUUCAAAACCACAAUUUAUUGUUUCCUCUCUGUAUAGUAUUUUUCCCUAGGAAUCCAGUCCAUAAUGUAGCCUUCUAAUGUGGGAAUUUAGGUCAUAUUUUGCUUACAUUUAUUUUGUCCUAUUACAGAGCUCUAUUUUUGUGAAUCAUAUAAACAUGCCAGUAUUAUAAUGUUUAUUAUGUCAGAAAAUGCAACUUUGAAAUGAAAGUCUUAACAUUUUA
This is a messenger RNA of Rhineura floridana, 2226 nucleotides long. RefSeq names its product solute carrier family 43 member 3 (gene SLC43A3). Gene Ontology annotation, molecular function: transmembrane transporter activity. Lineage: Eukaryota; Metazoa; Chordata; Lepidosauria; Squamata; Rhineuridae. Gene Ontology annotation, biological process: transmembrane transport. The record is from RefSeq and is a predicted model, not a curated record. The transcript has 13 exons. The coding region runs from base 230 to 1786 and encodes 518 amino acids.